Messenger RNA from Brassica oleracea var. oleracea, 1572 nucleotides. Its product is annotated as UPF0481 protein At3g47200-like. NCBI's taxonomy places the organism in Eukaryota, Viridiplantae, Streptophyta, Magnoliopsida, Brassicales, Brassicaceae. Bases 1 to 1353 code for a protein of 450 amino acids. The record is from RefSeq and is a predicted model, not a curated record. The transcript has 3 exons.
AUGCGUGCACUUAUUAUCAUCAACUUUCAACUUGACCACAAGAAGAAGCUCAAAGAGAGCUCCAAGUUCAGGCAUUUCACUGAUUUGUACAGGCUUAUUCGCGUGGAAACACUUCCUGAAGAAGCUGUAGGCGGUUUCGUGCACAUAGACAAGAUGCAUAAUGCAGAUAAGCUAUACAACAGGGGAGUGAAGUUCGAGGCUGUAGAAGAAGAGUUUUCUGUUUGGGUGAAAUUCGACGUUAAAACUGGCUGUUUGAAGAUACCUUGUUUCUGGGCUGAUGACGACAUGGAGAUAGAACUUAGAAACAUAAUGGCGUUUGAGCAAUCGUAUUAUCCGUACAAUGCCUAUGUUUGUGACUAUGUCACAAAAAUCAAGGAAGACGAAGAUAUGAUCAGGGCAAGCUACUCAGAAUCAACGGCCUGGAUUGACUCUCCAGACUUUGUGGAGAUGAUACUGCAUGACUCUAUUUUCAUAAUAGAGCUCAUGUUAAGGUUUAACUUAAAAGGACCAGAGAGAAUAGGGGAUCCUCUGAUGGACGAGCCUUGUCUUGAAAACACUAUCAAGAGAGAUCUUAUUCUGCUCGAAAACCAACUUCCUUACUUCAUCCUUGAAAAACUCUUUGAUCCAAUCAUCAAAAUACUGGACCCGAGCAUGACAAUGCGUGCACUUAUUAUCAUCAACUUUCAACUUGACCACAAGAAGAAGCUCAAAGAGAGCUCCAAGUUCAGGCAUUUCACUGAUUUGUACAGGCUUAUUCGCGUGGAAACACUUCCUGAAGAAGCUGUAGGCGGUUUCGUGCACAUAGACAAGAUGCAUAAUGCAGAUAAGCUAUACAACAGGGGAGUGAAGUUCGAGGCUGUAGAAGAAGAGUUUUCUGUUUGGGUGAAAUUCGACGUUAAAACUGGCUGUUUGAAGAUACCUUGUUUCUGGGCUGAUGACGACAUGGAGAUAGAACUUAGAAACAUAAUGGCGUUUGAGCAAUCGUAUUAUCCGUACAAUGCCUAUGUUUGUGACUAUGUCACGUUCUUGGAUUACCUGGUCGACUCGGAGAAAGACGUAGACCUGCUCGUCGAGAAAGGGAUCAUAAAGAAUUGGCUUGGGCACCAUGGUGCAGUCUCUACGAUGGUGAACAAGUUCGGUUUGGGAGUCAUGGAUCUUGGCUCUUCUUAUGGUGAAAUCGCAAAAAAUGUCAUCGAAUACUACGAUAACAGUUAUAACAAGUCACGCUCCAUCCUCAAGCGCGUGUAUUUCAGCAAUCUGUGGAGAGGGACAGCAACCAUAGCUGCUGCGUGUAUAUUGAUUCUGGCUCUUAUCCAAACCGUGAAUUCGAUCAUUGAUAUCAUUAAGAAGUGAACCUACUUAUCACUAAAACGCACUUUGUCGAGCUCACCUCCAAUUUUAUGUCAUCCUCCUUGUUCAUAGGGUUUAGUUAGUAAUCAACUAGCAACAUCUGUUGUAUAUCUUCUAUAAAAAUAACUCUUGCCUAUCUAUCUUUUUUUUAUUUCCAAAAAGUAUUGUGAUGUUUCUUUGUGACUUGUAGAUUUUUCUAUUCCGAAUGGUGAUUGUUCCAAG